CUGGUUUGUUUUCAAGCAAUGUAAUUUGUUAUUUCUAAGAAAUAUCCUUAAGGUCUAUUCGUGAUGGCCAAUCAACAGUUUGAACGCACAUCAAUCAAUACUUAACACAGUUUUCAGUCACUUCAGAUAUAUAAACUUAAGCACCCAAUAUCCCUAUUUUGGGGAAAUUUUUGGGAAAACUGCCAAUUGUCAUUGGAAUUGGGCGAAACUCCUAGGAUCAGGAGAUUAGGGAAUAUCGAUGAUCUACAUUGUUAUAUUUCCGUAGAUGUUGAUUAGAUGAUAUUUAACCCUUUCAUUAUACUCAUUUUAAGAGAUCGGUUUUAAUUUUUUAGAUAUAGAUGGUUUCACUCUAUAAUUCCUCGAAGUUGAAUUUUGGUUUGCCUUCCUAUCUUUUAAUUUAUACUUCAUUGUUCAUGGGGAAACAUUCGCAAUCUCCGAAUUCUAGUGUCUCUCACUUCAAAACCUUGAUAUUCUAACAUGAGUUCAUGUUAUUAUGUUGUUUGGUUUUGGGAGUUUGGAACAUAAUUCUGUCACAGUCCCAUGCGCAUAAGGUUCCCUAGUUUGUUUAGGUUUCCUUGAAACAAUCGAGAUUCUACGUUAGAUUCCCCCGCACGAAAAUUUGAAACCCUGAUUAUUCUUGGAAAUUUAUCCACAAAAUGUCAGUAAUACCUCACUAGUUUGUGGUCAUAGCUCAUGCCCUCAGGAACUAGCGUCACUGUGAUACAGGAGAGUAGGUACUCUUCUUUAUUAUAAGGUUUCGUUAAAUUAAUUGUUUACUGUGUAUUUAACCCAGAACUCUUGGUUCCCAACAUGAAUGUCAGCCACAAAAUACGAACUGAAGUCAUUCAAGCUGGUUCUUGAACUUAUCAGCUUCUGAAAAUCAAAUUCACUGGUAUAAUUAUGAUUGUAAUAUGGUUCGUUGGAAGUUUGGUCCUCUCAAAUAAUCAGGACCUAUAAAUUAGACAUACAGCCAAACUAAACGGGACUAGAACUCGUUUCAUUUUUACAGAUUAUCUUGGAAAUUGAGUCGAACUUCAUUUUAACAACACAUCUUGUCCAAUACUCCCUAACUAGUUAUUCCGCCUUACAUGUCUAUGGUGAAUUUUUCAGUCCUUAAUAUUACCCACUAUUAGUUAUCAUGAUAGUUGUAGAUUACCUACUGAUUCCUUUUGAACACAGUCGUUUUAGCCCAAAAACAGCUAUAGUUCCUGGAAGUUUGAGUCUAACCGAGUUGCUCUGUUUAUUGAUCAUUUUGGAUGGACACAUUAUAUAGACCGGUUGUCCAGGCCUUUAAACUGCAAAGACUUCAUCCAAUUCAAAGGGUCCGUGUCAUGUAAAUCGUGUAAAAAGACGGCUAUAAAUUUGGCAAUUUUGUAUCACUAAAAACGUAACAAUAAGACAUUCGUAAGUAAACGAGUAGGCCUACAGUGUAUGUAUACUAUUUUGUGUAACUACAGUCAUUAUUAUAUCGUCUCUAGAAAUAGUAAAAAAUUACCUAGUGACGUUUCAUUUGAAAUCUAACAGUAAUAUUAUCUGCAAGGUUUAGUCACUAAGAUUAACUUUUGUAUUGUAUUCUUGGUUCAUUUCAUUGCAUCUACCAAUGCAUUUUCCUUCAAUAGCUUAAUUAUUAUGGAUCAUUUGGAAACCACCUAUAAAUUUUUGAUACCGUCGUUCAUGCCAGCCAUAACUCAUCCCCUGACUUAUGCCAGGACAAUGAUGUUGUUGGGGUAUGAACCAUUUCCUCCUGUUCGUCGAUUUACUUUACGUAACAUUCUACGUCCGAACUAUGAAGUAUAUUACUACCCAAGUGUUUUCACUUACUGUCGUAAACUUCGCCAAGAGGUUGGGUUGUAUGGAAUUUUCACCAUUGGACUUCCUGCUAAUAUUAUUGGGUCAUUUGUUAAGUCGUACUCUACCAACAUCACUAUGGAGUAUUUAACUCCGGACUUUUUUGAAAAGAAAACAUUUUUUGAAACUGAUAAAGGAGUCAGAAUUUUUUUGAUCAGUACCAGUAAAUGUACUGUUGCUCGAGUAGUGGGUGUAGUUGUUAGUUAUCCAUUCCAAGUCAUAAUGAUUCGCCAAAUGUCGCAAUUUAUCAAUGGGACACAAUUAUAUGAUUGUAUUUUCAAUGCUUUUCCUACUAUACUGAGAAAUGAAGGUUUUUUAAGUUUCUUCAGUGGUUUGACACCUAGAUUAAUUGGAGAAGUUAUUACAGUUUGGUUGACUGCUUGUCUUGCCUAUUUUUUCAAUAAAUAUAUUUUCAUGGACCGUAUCGACCCUCCUCUGAAAAAGCACACUCCCUUGGUAACUGAGAUGAUAGUAAGUGGCGCCACUCAUGGACUCACAGUCACCUCCACAGUUAUGGCUGCUUGUGACUCGACUAUUAACGUCGUACCUGUAUUCAACAAUUGGUGGCAAUGUUAUUCCUAUCUCAGCCAAUCUGAUGCUUUUGUUAGAGGAUCAUCUUUAUUCUUCCGACGUGCUCCAUCACCAUUGUCUAAAUUACAUGGCUAUAGUCAAUGA
Molecule: messenger RNA, 2523 nt
Organism: Schistosoma curassoni
Lineage: Eukaryota; Metazoa; Platyhelminthes; Trematoda; Strigeidida; Schistosomatidae
Source: the annotation of a GenBank genome assembly